CACGUCCUCCCUCCCCCUCUCGCUUGUUCACAGCAGCACAGUCCAGCAGAGCACAAGUAGCGUACUAGCAUGGCGCUCGCUGCAGUUGGAGUUCCGUUGUCUCGCCUGUGUCCGUUUCGUGUUACCUUUUACUUGUGUGUCUGACGCGGGCGCGUUCGUACUCACCGCUGCGCACCUCCGGCGGAAAACAACAGCAUUUGUUCGGUGAGUACUCCACAUAAGUGGCUAAAAGGUCCCAGGUAGCCUGCUAACUAUUAACGUUAGCAAGGAGGCAGAAAUUGGGAGAUACGGGGCAACAAGAGGAGGAGUCCUGUUUGGGAAAAGCUGAUGCAAAUGCCAUGGCCAUAGCUGAGGCAUGGGAGUGACGUGACCGUACAGAUCCGGUUUCCAAACAAAACCUUAUCGGCAUCAUGUUUUUCUGCUGACGCCAAGGCAGAAAACACGGACAAUGGACGAGUCAGUGUUGUUGGAUUUGCUCGAGUGCCCCGUUUGUCUGGAGCGGCUCGAUGCCUCCGCAAAGGUGCUUCCCUGUCAGCACACCUUCUGCCGCAGGUGCCUCCAAGGCAUUCUGGGGUCACGCGGGGAGCUGCGCUGCCCAGAGUGCCGCACGCUGGUGGAGUGCGCCGUGGAUGAACUCCCCAGCAACAUCCUCCUGGUGCGCCUGUUGGACGGCAUCAAGCAGCGGCCCCGGAGGGCUGGUCCUGGAGCUGGUGUUUGCGCGAAUGGUACAUCUGGAGCUGUGGCCAGAGCACAUGGCACUGGGACCAGGGAUCAGGCCGCACCAGGAGCACAACCCCAGCGAGCUCAGGCCAAGAGCACCCUUGUCCGGGGUGUCCCUCAGCUCCCGUGUGCAAAAGCGCUCUACAACUAUGAUGGCAAGGAACCAGGAGACCUCAAGUUUAGCAAGGGUGACAUCAUUAUUCUGCGGCGGCAAGUGGAUGAAAACUGGUACCACGGAGAAGUGGGUGGAGUCCACGGCUUUUUCCCCACCAACUUUGUUCAGGUCAUCAAGCCGCUGCCACAGCCACCACCUCAGUGCAAAGCUCUGUAUGACUUUGAGCUUAAAGACAAGGAGGCAGACAAGGACUGUCUGCCCUUCUCAAAGGAUGAUAUCCUGACCGUGAUCCGCAGAGUGGAUGAAAACUGGGCAGAGGGUAUGCUGGGAGAUAAAAUUGGAAUCUUUCCAAUCUCCUAUGUAGAGUUCAACUCGGCAGCUCGGCAGCUUAUUGAGUUGGACAAGCCGUCAGACUCCACUGGAGACGCUGGUGAGGGGGCCUCCUCAGGCCCCCAGAGCAAUGGUGCCCAGCGAGCAGGGGAGAAGAAGAACAGCAAGAAGCGACAUUCCUUUACUUCUCUCACUAUGUCCCACAAACCCAUGCUAGCGCCUCCUCCCCAGCGCCACUCAAUGGAAAUCAGCGGGCCGGUCCUCAUAAGCUCCAGCAAUCCCACAGCAGCUGCUCGGAUCGGAGAGAUCAGUGGGGGGCUUUCCUGUAGUGCACCAUCACAGGUACACAUUUGCACAACUGGACUGAUUGUGACCCCACCCCCUAGCAGUCCAGUUACCACAGCAACAGUCUUCACGUUUCCCUCGGAGACGAGCUACACAUCUAUAGCUGUGGAUGCUCUUCCGCCACCCCCACCUCCUCCUCCACAGUCCUCUGCUGCUGGAGCAGCAUAUCCACUGACUGCCGGACAGAGACCCUCCCCCAGCAUAAGCGACCAAAGUGGGAGACAAAGACCCACAGUCUAUGUGGCCAUGUUUCCAUAUAUUCCCCGUAAGGACGAUGAGCUGGAGCUAAGGAAGGGAGAGAUGUUUUUAGUGUUGGAACGCUGUCAGGAUGGGUGGUUCAAGGGCACCUCCAUGCACACGGGCAAGAUUGGAGUUUUCCCUGGGAACUACAUGAGUCCUGUCAGUAGAACGGCUUCAGGGAGCACCCAGCCCAAAGUGCCCAUGAGCCUGUGCACUCAAGCUGGUAGAGGGGUCACCAUCGUCAGCCCCUCUCCUGCUCCCCUUGGGGCUAUUGUUCAAGGGCCUGACUUCAGUAAACCCACCACAGUGUGCUCCAGCGUUGCCUCUGCCAGCUCUCAACCUGCAGCUGUGGUGACGGUGGCUCAGACAGCCACGGGCCAGCAGCCAAAAGUCCCGCUGCAUGUCAGCUCCCAGAUGACUGUGAAUCAGGCUCGCAAUGCAGUCAGGACAGCUGCGUGCCACAGUCAGGACCGGCCCACCGCAGCAGUGACUCCGAUGCAGUCGGCGACGCCCGUGACCUAUCUCCCACACCUCGUGGUUUGCCCGCAGCCUUCCUCCGGACCUCCCCAAAGCUGCACUCGAGCCGGAGUGGCGAUGGGCUGUGCUGCUUCCUCGCUGACUCCACCCAACGUCAGUGCUGCGUUGUUGGACGGGGAUGCUCUGCGCCCGGUGCCUGUUGGCCCUGGGAACGGCUCAGCCCUCAGUGCUAUGUCCAACAGCACAGCUCUCGCCUGUCGACUGGAGAAGGAUGUCAAGAGAGAAAAGAAAAGUCUUCUGAAGCUCUUGUCCUCCAAUAAGAAGAAGUCACGUCCAUCGCCCCCCUCCUCUCCUACCCUGGAGGCAGAACAAGCUGCUGCUGGAGAAAUGCUGCAUGGUGCCAUGGGGCAUGACACCUCCCCUCCCUCCUGCUCUGUCAGCUGCCUUGAGUCUGAAUCUGCUGCUGCUGUUGCAUCUGCGUCUUCGCCCUCAUCAUCCUCUUCACUUCCUGAGCCCUCCCACUGGAAAAGCAGUCCCCUGGAUGGGUGCGCUCCCAUUGCUCCUCCUCCCCGCCAGCCGUGCUCCUCUCUCGUAUCUCAGCACCAUGACGCAAGGCCCAUCAUAUGUGAGAGGUACAGGGUGGUGGUAUCGUAUCCUCCCCAGAGCGAGGCCGAGUUGGAACUUAAGGAAGGCGACAUUGUGUUUGUUCACAGGAAGAGGGAGGACGGCUGGUUCAAAGGCACGCUGCAGAGGAACGGCAAGACGGGACUGUUCCCCGGCAGCUUUGUAGACCUCAUCUGAUAAACCCACCACGGUGAAGAACUGCUGACCCGGCCGGUCACUGCGAGACUCCUCACAUUGUGAACAAACCAAACAUAUCUGCACGGUCACCAGGACUGGACACCACAUUUUAACUGCUCACAGCCCAGUGUGGCUCCGGUGGUGAUGUACGAGGGAGAGCUGCAGAGGAAAAGGGGAUGAAAGCACAGUUGAUGGAGAGCACACUAUUCAUGAACUGUUUCUAUUUGUUGGUUAUUUAUAUCUUUGUAACGAUUCCGCGUUUAAAUGUGUGCCUUGUACUGUUUCUGACUGUAUUGUGUAUAUAAGGACACAGAGAUGAUUAGUCUAAAACAACUGAACUGUUGAUAUAGAUAUGUUACACACUUUAACUUAUUUCAUAGAUUGGCCUGCACAAGCCACAUUGUCACAUUUUACCACAGCAGUUCAAGUCUUACUAUUGUUUUAAACAGUCAGCAGAUGAAAAGCAGCAUAAAACUCCUACAUAGUCGCUGCAGUCCAAUGCUGCUUAUUUAUACCUUCCUUGUAUUAACUGAACAGAGUAGCUGCUCUCCUAACCCCCUCAGACGUAGCUCUAAACUACGAGAGCGACAUAAACCUUCAUUAACUGCGCACAGCCUAUUAAUUUCAGUGUAUAUUUAUGUCCAGUCUGACACCUGCUGCCCCGCAGACCGUCGUCUGUCACGCGUGGACAUGCAGUGGGACACAGGAUGCAGCCUUCAGCUGGCUCUCAGUCUUUAUAUCCUAUAACUCACUCCUAAUGUGACGUGUGGCAGUAAAAGCACAGCAUGUUUUCCUGAAGUAAUGUACUUUAUCGUCAUAUCACUCCAAUGAGAGAUUUGUAGCAUAAUUCUCUUCAGUUUUAAAAGGCACAGUUGUUUUUUUUCCCUUAAUUGGAACCAAUCACUUUACUGCCCAUUAUUUGUUUUUAUUAUUCUGUGGUUAAGGUCGUUUGUAAAUCUUAAUGAAAAUUUUAUGUUCAAUUGUGCAUUGACUGGAAUUGAAUUAGUACUUCAGAGAAUGAACACUGCCUUAUUCCUUAUUGCAUCCUUAUUAAAUAUAACAUCUUGGAUUAAUUUAAAAGACUUCCAAGUGUUGGUUAUCAUUAAUGACUUUCCUCUCAGUGACCUGAAGUCUGUGGGGACAUUGAAACACUUUGGACACUUUCGCUGACUGGUGCCUUUGGCUUUGAGUACAAAUUUGGUGACUGAAUUGCACCCGGAGCUUCAAACAGCGUCUUUGUUUUUUUGUUUUAGUUUCUUUUUAUUUGAGGGGAAUCACUGUGUAACUGAUUGCAGGUGUGUGGUGAGAUUUGUUUUAAACCUGCAGAGAGAGUGUGGGAACGGAACGGAUGGUACAAAUCACUGUUCGGGCCUUUUGUUUCUUGUGUUCCUGGACGGCAUGUAGAAUUAACCCGAUGUCUUGGCCAUCAGCACACGAACCUCAGGCUUUCUGCUCAAACAGCUCCUUUGAGUGUCUUUUCAUUUCACUGGUACGCCUUUAAUAAACACAUCAGACUUACUACAACACAGAUGCACAUAUGUAUGCACUAUCAAAACCUUUCUAAUCAUACUGACCUUUCAUCCGUAUAUCAUGCGUAGGCUGCACAAAUCCAGACUGAAAACAUGAAGCAUUUCUUACGGUUACUAUAAUAUAUUUUCAUCUUUUGGAACACGUGGCAAUUUAAGCUUGUUUGAGUCGAUGUAACAGAUCUUCCUCAUGCCAAGGUGACUUACUUGAUCCUUUUUUUGUCUGUAGUUAGUCUUCUAUGUCUGAAAAUUGUGAAACUGAAAUUUGGCACAAGUCUAUUAUGUGAAAAAAGAACAUUCUGAAGUAUUUGAGGGAAUAGCACAUUUUGUAAAAAUCUCUAUAACAAUAAAAGCUAAUGGUUUCCAUACA
Molecule: messenger RNA, 4924 nt
Organism: Betta splendens (Siamese fighting fish)
Lineage: Eukaryota; Metazoa; Chordata; Actinopteri; Anabantiformes; Osphronemidae
Gene: sh3rf1
Product: SH3 domain containing ring finger 1
Exons: 12
Coding region: 449-3028 (859 amino acids)
Molecular function (GO): protein binding
Source: RefSeq, a predicted model, not a curated record